AAAAGAAGCCUAGAAUGAAAACACAAGUCCACAAUCGCUGCUGGCUUUUACUGUAAAACGUGGGAUCACAAAAACCUACCAAAAAAAAAAAAAGUGCUGCAUUUAAACUUAAACUACAACAGAACCUAGAUCCAGCACUGGAAAUAACAUCAUGAUGGAGAAGUUGGAGCCCACAGUCUCACCGUGCCAUACUCUUUCAGUGACUGACCCUCUGACCCCUCCACACACUCUUUCUCCAUGCGACAACAGCCCUGCAGCCAAUGAUUCUAACUGCACCGACAGUGGCACAAACACAAACCCCAGCACCCCGGCUACGUCUCAACCUGCUGAGACAACCAACUCAGAAGAAAAACCAACAUCCGUUCAGGUCACACCACCACCAUCAAUAGCAUUACCAGCUUCCACUCAGACAAGCACUAACCCGACUACAUCUACAUGUACCGUAAUUCUCACCUCUCCUCUGUCUUCACCUACGACCUCAUUACCACCCAACAUCCCAGUGAUCAGUCUGGCUCACAGUAAACCUCCUCUUCCACCAAUCCCAUUGCCUGCCACCCAGCUCACCGCUCUGCACCCUAUACCCACUAUACCACAUGGGCCUGGAGAAUUAAGACUGGCCCAGCUAGCAUCACUCUCAGGAGGCCCAACAGCCACAGCGCCCCCACCUGGAGCUCUACUUUCACAUCAGUAUCUGCCUGGACACCCACUACUCAGUAGUUCUUUCCUAAGUCCUACUGGUAAUUAUGGGUUCUUCAGCAGCAGUCGUGUUAAGAGAAGACCAUCAUCACACUUUGAUUUGGAUCUCACAGACUGUCCUCCACAAAAGCUGGCCAGACGAGUCUUUACCAACAGUCGUGAACGCUGGCGUCAGCAGAACGUCAAUGGUGCAUUCUCAGAGCUCAGAAAGCUCAUCCCCACUCACCCGCCUGACAAAAAACUAAGCAAGAAUGAGAUCCUGCGGCUUGCCAUGAAAUACAUCAACUUUCUGGUAAAGCUGUUGAAAGACCAGGCUAACGACGCUGCCACUUGCAGCUUAAUGGACAAAUCUGAGAGGGACAAGUGUGAGACAAAGGGCACAAAAGACAAAAGUAAUGCAGACAGAGACUGUAGUCAAGUCCUGCACGUGGUAUGCCCUUCAGAUGCCACAUCUCCAUCUCAGAUUGCACCCUCACUUCCUUCGGUUCAUCCAGCGUUGGUCACUCUGCGGAAUAGAGACUCGUCUGAUUCGGUCAUUGCUUUGACCGCUUCGCCUGGCUCCAGCUGCUACGGUGAUACAGACAGUGAAGAAACUUUGGGCCCACAGCAUUCUGGAAUAAUAAAGAUAGGCGUCCGAGAGGGGAUGAUGGAGAAGAUGAAGGAGCAGAUUCAGACUGUUAUGGCAAGUGGAUACCAGCGGUGACAUUGUAGUACAAACUAAACUGGUCAAAACUAUGAUCUAAGAAGCUAUGAAAAGCAACUGAUGUGUGUGUGUGCAUUUCUGGUUGAAUUGUGCUGAUUGUGAUGUUUAAAUUUAGACGCUCAAACAUUUUGUUAUUUGUCUUUCUGCAUCCAGUUGAUAUUUUUGUCCCUGUUUGUUUGGGCUUUAUUUCUACUGACUCCAACAAUUCCACAUGUGAUUUUGUGGCACUUUUACUUCCCCAUUGAAGCUGAGGAAAAGGUUGUGUUCCGUAUUUUUUUAACUUGGUGCUAGUCUGUAUAAAAGCAAGCAUAAAUAAAUAGAAAGUGUGUCUUGCAUUGCAGGGCCAUGAUCUCUAGCAAUAUCAAAUCACAGGGUAACGUCUUUGAAAAAGUUUUCUGUAAAUUAAUAAACUCAGUGUGAUCAAACCUCUAAA
Molecule: messenger RNA, 1832 nt
Organism: Trichomycterus rosablanca
Lineage: Eukaryota; Metazoa; Chordata; Actinopteri; Siluriformes; Trichomycteridae
Gene: lyl1
Product: LYL1 basic helix-loop-helix family member
Exons: 3
Coding region: 152-1399 (415 amino acids)
Biological process (GO): regulation of transcription by RNA polymerase II
Molecular function (GO): protein dimerization activity; RNA polymerase II cis-regulatory region sequence-specific DNA binding; DNA-binding transcription factor activity, RNA polymerase II-specific
Source: RefSeq, a predicted model, not a curated record